This is a messenger RNA of Syzygium oleosum, 789 nucleotides long. RefSeq lists its product as uncharacterized. Bases 1 to 789 code for a protein of 262 amino acids. NCBI's taxonomy places the organism in Eukaryota, Viridiplantae, Streptophyta, Magnoliopsida, Myrtales, Myrtaceae. The transcript is spliced from 7 exons. The record is from RefSeq and is a predicted model, not a curated record.
AUGGCACCAACGAGCUGGGACUUGAGACUGGUUCCAGAUUUGAAGGAUCGGACAAACAUGGAGUGUCUUCCCGUCUCAGUGAUACCCACUGUUCCAGUCAAGGAGGUCCCUAGGCCAAGCCAUGCGGAAGAUACGAGCGAAUCGGAUGAGAAAGACCUGGUGGACUCGUUUUGCCUUGGUGAUUUUUGGAAAGCUUAUGAGGAGUGGAGCGCAUACGGUGUGGGCGUUCCGAUAGUACUGCCUUGUGGCGAAUCGGUGAUGCAAUACUAUUUCCCUUCCUUAUCAGCCAUUCAAGUGUUCACGUACCAGAAGUUUCCGACGCCUUUCAGAUUUUCUGGGGAGGGUUCUUCAAUGGAGUAUGAGAAUGAUGCUAUGAGUGAUGGAAGCAACAGGAGCGGAUCCUCAGAAGUCCUGAGCACCGACUCCUUCAGCAAAAAUCUCUUUCAAGACUUUGAUUUUGGCAUUCAAGAAGGGUCAGAGACAGAGGAAACGCCAGAGUAUCAUCACGGGGAAUUGUAUGUUCAAUACAAUGAGGUGUUGAAUCCAUAUGCUCGAGUCCCCCUUACUAAGAAGAUUAAAGAGCUGGCAAAGAAGUAUCCUGGCUUGACAACUUUCGAGAGCACAGACCUCACUCCAUACAGUUGGGUGGCCAUUGCUUGGUACCCGAUUAUACAGAUACCGGUGAUGAGAAACCAGAAGGAGUUAUCUGCAUCUUUCCUUACUUAUCACAUGUUGUCAUGGUCUACUCAGGUUUCAUUGCAUACCUACUUUAUCGCGGCUUUGCGGUGA